This is a messenger RNA of Zingiber officinale, 621 nucleotides long. RefSeq lists its product as uncharacterized. The transcript has a single exon. The record is from RefSeq and is a predicted model, not a curated record. Lineage: Eukaryota; Viridiplantae; Streptophyta; Magnoliopsida; Zingiberales; Zingiberaceae. Bases 1 to 621 code for a protein of 206 amino acids.
AUGGAUCCCUCGUUGGCAUUGGCAAAGCGGCUUUGGCGCAUGAUACGAGCCGCCCACUGCGUCCUCCGCAAGGGCUUCGCCAAGCGCAACAAACUGAUGAUCAUGAACCUCCACCUCCUCCUCAAGCGCGGCAAGCUGGCCGGAAAAGCUCUCACCAACUUACUCCUCCACCACGGCCACCAUCCCAGCGCCGACAUCACCGGCAUGUCGCCGGAGGAACUAAACUUCUUCUUCUACGCUCCCGGCGACGUGGAGUUCAGCUGCAGCAACACGCCCUCCCCUGCUUUCUUCCUCUCCGCCGCCAAGCGCCUCACGAGCGGUCGCCGACGCAGACAAGAAGAAUCGCCCCUGGACGUCCACGUGGCGGCGGCCGCGCUGGCGAAGGAGUUCGAGAUUGUGACCCUGGCGUCGCCGGUGCCGGCAGGGCGGCUCGGGAAGAGCCUGGCAGCGCCGCGGCAGCUGAGGAUAACGGACUCGCCGUUUCCGGCUAGGGAGGAGGAAGAGAACGACGGCGGCCGUGUGGAUCGGGAGGCGGAGGCUUUCAUCAGGCGGUUCUACGACCAGCUGCGCCUGCAGCAGAGCGUCCCGGCGACGCCGGAGUUCGACGGCCGCCGCUCUUGA